Messenger RNA from Anisakis simplex (herring worm), 549 nucleotides. Lineage: Eukaryota; Metazoa; Nematoda; Chromadorea; Rhabditida; Anisakidae. The record is from the annotation of a GenBank genome assembly.
AUGGGACAUUUCAGUGAAAAAGUUGCUAUCAUCACCGGAGCAAGCGGUGGUAUAGGUCAUGCGACAGCAGUGCUUUUCGCGAGAGAGGGUGCAAAAUUAACAAUCACAGGCAGAAAUGCGCAGAAUCUGGCUAGGACAAAGGCGGACUGUAUAAGAGUUGGUGCAAAAGAUCGUGAUGUAUUUGAACUGCUUGGCGAUAUAACUCUUGAGAGUGUUCAAGAUGAUAUUAUCAACGAAACGGUUAAAAAGUUCGGCAAAAUCGAUAUCCUUGCAAAUAUUCAUGGAGGUGGUGAACUGGAGCGCGAUGAAGACGGUAAUUUAAGAUUGUGUGUUUAUGAUACGGUGAUGAACACUAAUUUCAAAAGUAAAUAUAUGCUGUGCCUCAAAGCGAUUCCGUUUCUCAAAGAAACGCACGGUGAUAUCGUUAACGUGAGCAGUAUUUCAUCACGAAUUGCUGUACGCAUAAGCUUAUUCUUCAUCUUCAUUUAUUGCAGCUCUUAUCCUAUCGCAAACAUAUUUACAUUCAAGUACUAUCUAAUAACCGAUUGA